CAGUGACGCGAAAAAAGUGCGUCAUAGCAACGCAGCGCGGCUCCUUCACCCUGUGUGAAUGAAAUCAGAGCUGGCGAUGCCUGGAUUUGAUUUUCCAGCUAUUUUUAUUGUUUAAUCUGUGAAUGGCGCCUAAACAGGACCCUAAACCUAAAUUUCAAGAAGGUGAACGAGUGCUGUGCUUUCAUGGGCCAUUGCUAUAUGAAGCUAAGUGUGUAAAAAUCAAUAUCAAGGACAAACAAGUGAAAUACUUCAUUCAUUACAGCGGAUGGAAUAAAAACUGGGACGAAUGGGUUCCUGAAAGCCGUGUGCUCAAAUAUGUGGACAGUAACCUGCAGAAACAGAAAGAGCUUCAAAAGGCAAACCAAGACCAUUAUGUUGAGGGAAGGAUGAGGGGUGUCGCACCGAGCAAGAAGAUCGCUGCUGUGCAGCAAAAAAAUGUAGAUGUAAAAACCAAAAAGAACAAGCAAAAGACACCAGGAGCUGGAGAAGGUACCAGCACUGGGGACAUGCCUCACCCCCCACGCAAGAAAAGGGCACGUGUUGACCCAACUGUGGAGAGUGAGGAGACUUUCAUCAACAGAGUAGAGGUGAAGGUAAAAAUUCCUGAAGAGUUAAAACCAUGGCUGGUAGAUGACUGGGACCUGAUCACUAGACAGAAGCAGCUUUUCCACUUGCCUGCAAAAAAGAAUGUGGAUGCUAUCCUGGAGGACUAUGCAAAUUACAAGAAAUCAAGGGGCAAAGAAUGUGCCGUGAAUGAGGUGGUCGCUGGAAUUCGUGAGUACUUCAAUGUCAUGUUGGGCACACAGCUUCUCUACAAAUUUGAGAGGCCGCAGUAUGCAGAGAUCUUGGCAAAUCAUCCAGACACGUCUAUGUCUCAGAUCUACGGGGCAUCACACCUACUUAGGCUUUUUGUAAGAAUUGGUGCAAUGCUGGCUUACACACCUCUGGAUGAGAAGUGUCUAGCCCUACUUCUUAGCUACCUGCAGGAUUUUUUGAAGUAUUUGGUGAAGAAUUCAUCGUCGCUGUUCAAUGCCAGUGACUAUGAGGUUGCACCUCCAGAAUAUCACCGCAAAGCUGUCUGAGGGCAAAGCCAGUGAGGAUGUUUGGUGCUAUGUUCUGAUUACCAUUUUUUAUUAUUUUAUUUUUAAAUCCCUUUAUCAGUCUUCUGGAAGAUUUUAGUGCAUAAAACAUUAAACAUCAGUCAGUAAAAGCAGGUUCAUCAUUUGAUUGUGUAUAAUGUUUUUUUGUUUUUGUUUUUUAUCUGGAAUUCCAAAUAAUCUGAUAGGAUUCAGGAUUAAUACUAAAUCUCUUUGGAAAGCUGCUCUUAAUUGCUCCCACUUUAUUGAUGCAUAUGGUUUAUGUAAUAUUGAUAAACAGAACCUGGUCAUAUAUUAUUUAAAUUCUGCAUCAUUAUUUUUUUUUUUUUUUUUUUUUUAUAUAUAUAAACGUCUUUCAAUAAACUGUC
Myxocyprinus asiaticus (Chinese sucker) is the source of this 1465-nucleotide messenger RNA. RefSeq names its product mortality factor 4-like protein 1. The transcript has 12 exons. The coding region runs from base 123 to 1082 and encodes 319 amino acids. Lineage: Eukaryota; Metazoa; Chordata; Actinopteri; Cypriniformes; Catostomidae. The record is from RefSeq and is a predicted model, not a curated record. Gene Ontology annotation, cellular component: NuA4 histone acetyltransferase complex; nucleus. Gene Ontology annotation, biological process: regulation of DNA-templated transcription; chromatin organization.